CUCUCUCUCUCUCUCUCUUCUCCACACCUCCGGUGAGUAUAUCCCUCACUCUCCAUGGCCCCCUCUUUCCUCCUCUUAUGCUUGUUAGCUUCGCUCUCCGUUCUCUCAUGGGUUCCGGUCACCGCCGGUGACCCCCAAACCAACCUCCUCAACGUCGGCUGUAGCCAGUACAAUGCCACCCCCGCCGCCGCCUUCCUCUCCGCCCUCAACGCCACCCUCUCCGACCUCCGCUCCGCCGUGAGCGGCGGCGGCGGCGGCGCCAACUCCUCCGGCGAGUUCGCCACCGCGUCGCGCCCCCGCGCCGCCGCGCCCGUGUACGCCCUAGCGCAGUGCCGCCCCUACCUCUCCCCCGGCGACUGCGCCGCCUGCGUCGGCGCCGCCGCCGCGCGACUCCGCGGCUGCGGCGCCGCGAACGGCGCUCGCGCCAUCUACGACGGGUGCUUCCUCCGCUACGAGAGCGCGCCCUUCUUCGACCAGGCCACGCUCCCCGGGAGCGUCGGGAUCUGCGGGAACCGCUCCGCCGCCGCGCCGGGGUUCGCAGCCGAGGCGGAGGGGCUGGUGCGCGACCUCGCCGCGGCGGCGCCGCGGAUCCCGGGGUUCGCGGCCGCGGCGGAGCGGGGCGGGGUGUACGGAGCGGCGCAGUGCGUGGAGACGGUGGGCGAGGGCGGGUGCGAGCAGUGCCUUCAGGUUGCGUUGGGAAACAUCCAGGGGUGCCCCCCUGAGGCCGAUGGGAGAGCCGUCGAUGCCGGGUGCUUCUUGCGGUACUCCGACACCGCCUUCUUCGCGCCGAAUCAGACCAUCGAUCUCACCCCCUUCUUGAAUUCAGGUAAAUCGAGCCACAAGGGCGCCAUCAUCGGAGGAGUUGUAGGAGGAGUUGUGGUUUUAUUGCUUCUUGGUAUCGUUGCAUUUUUGUGGAUCCGACGGUCGAGAAAGCUUGAAAAGGUUCACAGAGGAGAUAUUUUAGGGGCAACGGAGCUACAAGGCCCCGUCAAUUUUAAUUACAAAGAUCUCAAAGCUGCAACAAAUAAUUUCAGUGAAGAAAAUAAGCUGGGAGAAGGGGGUUUUGGAGAUGUGUACAAGGGUUUACUGAAAAAUGGCAAAAUAGUUGCUGUUAAAAAACUGGCAAUAGCUGAAACAAAGAAGGCUAAACAAGAUUUUCAGGGUGAGGUGAAGCUGAUUAGCAAUGUUCAUCAUCGGAAUCUUGUUCGUCUGCUUGGAUGUUCUAGCAAAGGCCCUGAACUCAUACUCGUUUAUGAGUACAUGGCAAAUAGCAGCCUCGACAAGUACUUAUUUGGUGAGAAACGUGGCACCCUCAACUGGAAACAGAGAUUUGAUAUAAUUGUUGGCAUGGCUCGAGGCCUUGCAUAUCUUCAUCAAGAGUUCCAUGUCCGCAUCAUACAUCGCGAUAUAAAGUCCAGCAACAUACUUCUCGAUGACGAUUUUCAGCCCAAGAUUGCUGAUUUUGGCCUCGCACGGCUUCUACCAAAUGACCACAGUCACCUCAGUACCAAAUUUGCAGGAACCUUGGGUUAUACAGCUCCUGAGUAUGCAAUCCAUGGGCAGCUAUCCGAGAAGGUUGACACAUACAGCUAUGGAGUUGUUGUUCUAGAAAUAAUAAGUGGUCGUAAGAGCAAUGACAUGAAGCUAGAGCCUGUAACCCAGUACCUUCUUGAAUUGGCUUGGAAACUAUACGAAAGUGGUGAUUUGAUUGAGUUGGUUGAUGAGAGUUUGGAUCCUAACGAAUAUGAGCAGGAAGAAGUGAAGAGAAUUAUUGAGAUAGCUCUCCUUUGCACUCAAUCUACAGUCGCUGCGAGGCCCACCAUGUCUGAGGUCAUUGUUUUGAUGCUGAGCAAAGGCCCACCUUUGCUCCAGCCCACCAGGCCCACUUUCAUAGAUGCUUCAAGUAGGGUACGUGGUGACGCAUCCUCCUCCACCGGUUCAUCUUCUACUUCUAAGGCAACUGUUUCAAUAUCUCAAUUUUCCGGCAGGUGAAGUUACAUCCAUUAGUACUUCAAUUAUUUUUUUUGGGGGGUCGAUAAGAGUGAGAAUAAUAUCUAUAAUUGCAUAGAUUUUCUUUGUCGUAUUGUAAUACGGAGGACGGAGUAUAUAGCAGGGAGCGUGACUACUGUUAUAGGAAGUGCAUCACAUUCAAAGAUAAAAAAAACUUAUGUAAAUGUGAAAACAAAUAGUUAAUGUGAAUAACUGAAGUUUGUCUUUGUGAGUUUUAU
This is a messenger RNA of Ananas comosus (pineapple), 2228 nucleotides long. Its product is annotated as cysteine-rich receptor-like protein kinase 2. The transcript has 7 exons. Gene Ontology annotation, biological process: protein phosphorylation. The record is from RefSeq and is a predicted model, not a curated record. The coding region runs from base 55 to 1992 and encodes 645 amino acids. NCBI's taxonomy places the organism in Eukaryota, Viridiplantae, Streptophyta, Magnoliopsida, Poales, Bromeliaceae. Gene Ontology annotation, molecular function: protein kinase activity; ATP binding.